AUGGGCUCGUGGCCGGCGCCGUGGACACGAUCCGAUAUCGGCCCAGUCACGCUCACGGCGGACCCAGCGGUGUUUCAGAGAGAGCUGAGGGAUCUCUACGUGCAGGGAGGGGGCGACUGUCCUGAGAUGAGCGUGGGCGCCAUCAAGGCCGCCGUGGAGGUGUCCAACCCCCGCUCCUUCAUCUAUGUGUUUUCCGACGCCCGGGCCAAGGACUACCACAAGAAGGACGGGCUGCUGCACCUCCUCCAGAGGAAGCAAUCGCAGGUGGUUUUCGUGCUGACCGGAGACUGUGGUGACCGCUCCCAUCCCGGCUACCUGGCGUUCGAGGAGAUCGCCUCCACCAGCUCCGGGCAGGUGUUCCAUCUGGACAAGCAGCAGGUGACGGAGGGACCCCCGGGCUGUGGCUUCCCUCGGUCCCCUAGGACUGCCCCCGCCUUGCAUUGCAUUCUGGGAGCUGUCCACCCAGCAGGCGUGCCCAUCUCCCUGUUGAUCAACUCGACGGGUCUGCAGGCGUCCGGCCACUUGGACUCCGUGGAGCUGGCCCACAGCUCAGGACGGCCCCUCCUGACGCUGCCCACACAGCUGCUGUCCAAUGAGUCCACCCACCAGCUGUGGGGUGGGCCCUCCUUCCAUGCCCCCCAGGAACGCUUCUACCUCAAGGUGAAGGGCAAAGACCACACGGGGAGCCCCCUGGUCCGAGUCUCCGGAGUUUCCUACAGCGGGGCAGACUCCGGUACCCCCCUGGUGAGCAUGCCCCCCAGGAUCCACGGCUACCUGCGGCAGCCCCUGCUGGUGUCCUGCACAGUGCACAGCGCCCUCCCCUUCCGGCUGCAGCUGUGGCGGGAUGGCGCCAGGCUGGGCGAGGAGCGACUGCUGCCGGCCUCGGGAAACAGCAGCUGGGAGAUCCCGAGGGCCUCCAAGGCGGAGGAGGGCCUGUACCAGUGCACGGCCGUCAGCCAGGCGGGGACUGGCCGCGCACAGACCCAGGUGGUCAUCACAGACCCCCCACCGCAGCUGCUCCCUGGUGCCAACGUGACCGUGUCCCCCGGGGAGACGGCCCUCCUGGCCUGCCACGUCCUGAGUGACGACCCCUACAACCUCACGUGGGUCCGCGACUGGCAAGUCCUGCCGGUCUCCGAGGGCCGGGUCUCCCGGCUGGCGGACCAGUCCCUGGAGGUCAGGGGUGUCGUCCCCAGUGAUGGUGGCCAGUACCAGUGUGUGGCCAGCAACGCCAACGGGGCCUCGAGGGCAUCCACCUGGCUCCUGGUGCGAGAGGCCCCGACGGUCAGCAUCGACAGCAGGUCCCAGAGCUUCUCUCAGGGUGUGGAGGUGAAGGUCAGCUGCUCAGCCUCGGGGCUCCCUGCCCCCCACAUCUCCUGGAGCCGGGAGGGCCUCGCCCUGCAGGAAGGCAGCAGAAUCCACGUGGACGCCCAGGGGACUCUGCUCAUUCGGGACUUAACCCCGGAGGAUGCUGGGAAUUACAGCUGCCGGGCCACGAAUGAAGUUGGCACAGACGAGGAGACGGUUACCCUCUACUACACAGACCCGCCGUCCGCCUCUGCGGUGCACGCUGUGGUGCUGGCUGCUGUGGGCGAAGAGGCUGUGCUGGCGUGCGCAGUGUCUGGGGUCCCCCCGCCCCGGGUAUUCUGGUAUCGAGGGGCUCUGGAGAUGAUUCUGGCGCCUGAGGGCUCCAGCCCGGGAACCCUGCGGAUCCCAGCGGCCCAGGAGCGGGACGUGGGCAUCUACACCUGCCGAGCAGUCAACGAGCUGGGCAACGCCUCUGCUCAGAUCCAGCUGGAGGUUGGAUACCCGCCCCGGCUGCUGGAGCUGCCACAGGAGGUGACAGUGGAGCUGGGCAGGAGCGCCCUCCUGGCGUGCCGGGCCGCCGGCCGCCCGCCCCCCACCGUCACCUGGCGUCGCGCGGAUGGCCGGGCCCUGGGAACCGGACAGCGCCGCUCCGGGGUGCUGUUCUUUGAACGCACAGCCCCCGAGCAUGAGGCCUCGUACACCUGCGAAGCGCGGAACAUCUUCGGGAAGGCCCAGGCGGAGACGCGGCUCCUGCUCACCGGACAUGUGCCCCCGCAGAUCGCCAGCAGUGCGCCCGUGGUCCGGGUCCUGGAGGGACAGCCUGUGACGCUGCCUUGUGUCAUCCUGGCGGGGAGGCCCCUCCCCGAGAGGCGCUGGCUCAGGGCUGGCCGGCCUCUCCCACCCGGUGGCCGGCACUCCGUGCGGGCAGACGGCAGCCUGCGCCUGGACGGCGCCCUGCAGGACGACGCGGGCACCUACAGCUGCGUGGCCACCAAUGUGGCCGGCGCCCAGCACCGGGACGUGAAGCUGGCGGUGCAGGUGCCACCUCGGAUUCACCCGGCCGCCACCCACCACGUCACCAACGAAGGGAUCCCGGUCUCUCUGCCCUGCGUGGCCCUGGGGGUCCCCCCGCCCGCCAUCACCUGGACCAAGGACGCCCGCACCCUGAGCAUCGGCGGCCGCUACAACGUGAGCAGGGAUGGCAGCCUGGUCAUCGUCCGGCCAUCACCUGGGGACACAGGGACCUACGUGUGCACAGCCACCAACACCGUGGGUUUCUCCAGCCAGGAGAUGAGGCUCUCGGUGAACACCAAGCCCACCAUCAAGGUGAACGGCCCGCACGGCGCAGACACAGCCCUGAGCGUGACAGCCUGGGCCGGAGAAGGGGUGACUCUGGACUGUGAGGCCCAGGGCUCCCCGGCUCCGCUGGUCACCUGGACCAAAGACCAGCAGCCUCUGCCGCUCGGCACCGACAGGCACCGCCUCCUGCCCUCCGGCUCCCUGCGCCUGGCCCCCGCGCAGGCCGAGGACGGCGGCCACUACGAGUGCAUGGCCAGCAACCCCGCGGGCGCCGCCGCCCUGCACUAUGUCCUUGGGGUGCAAGUGCCCCCCCAGGUGCAGCCGGGCCCUCGGGUGCUGACGGUGCUGGUUGGAGAAGCCCUGGAUUUGAACUGUGCAGCCGAGGGCCACCCGGAGCCCCAGCUCCGCUGGUCCAAGGAUGGGGUGGCCGUGGGGGGCUCAGGGACCCCGGGCUCCGUCCACUUCAUGGCCGUGGGCCUCUCUGACGCCGGGAGCUACGUGUGUGAGGCCUCCAGCAGUGCGGGGACGGACACGUGGGAGCUGGCGCUGCGGGUGCUAGAACCUCCGCACUGGGGUGCCGAGGAGACCAGUGUGCUGCUGGAGCGGGUGUCUGGGGAGAACGCCACCCUGCCGUGCCCUGCCCAAGGGUGGGGCGGGAGGGCGCCGCCGUUAAUGGCCACUCGCACGGGCAGUGUCUGGGAGGAGGCGGUGCAGGUGGCGCUGGUGGGGCAGGGUGCUGACCACACGGCCCCCCCAGGGACCCCCGAGCCGCAGGUGGUGUGGCGGAGGGGCCCGCAGGCUGAGCCCCUGAGUGGCCGCACGGGCGCGGAGGUGCUGGCCGGAGGCGCCCUGUUCCUGCCCGUGGUGUCCCUGGCCGACGGCGGCGACUACGAGUGCCAGGCCACCAACGAGGCGGCCCGGGGCGGGCGGCAGCUGCAGCUGGGCAGGGCCCAGGCCUCCGACGCCGGCCUCUACACCUGCCUGGCCAGCAACCCCGCGGGCGUCACCGAGAAGGCCACGCGGCUGGAGGUGUAUGUGCCACCCACCAUCGAGGGUGCUGCCGGAGGGCCGUACGCGGUGCAGGCCAUGGCUGGGAGGCCCGUGGCACUGGAGUGUGUGGCCAGAGGCCGUCCACCCCCCGCCCUCUCCUGGCAGCACGAGGGGCUGCCGGUGACACCGAGCAACAGCACGUGGCUGGAGGCGGACGGCACGCUGCGGCUGGACCUCCCCGGGGAGGCGUCCCAGGGCCUCUACAGCUGCGUGGCCAGCAGCGUGGCCGGCGAGGCCGUGCUGCAGUACAGCCUGGACGUGCAGGUGCCCCCGCAGCUCCUGGUGGCUGAAGGCGUGGGUCAGGUGACCGCCAUCGCCGGACAGUCCCUGAAUCUGCCCUGCCGGGUCUCGGGAUCCCCGAUGCCCAGCGUCCAGUGGCUGCAGAACGGCCGCCGGGCGGAGGAGCUGGCCGGGGUGCAAGUGAGCCCGCAGGGGACCGCACUGCACAUCGGCCGCGUAGAGCCGAGCCACGCAGGCCUCUUCGCCUGCCAGGCCACCAACGAUGCGGGCACAGCGGGGGCCGAGGUGGAGGUGACCGUGCAUGAGCCGCCGUCGGUGUACAUCGUCGGAGGGGAGAACCUCACAGCCGCCUUCCUGCAGCCUGUGACCCUCCAGUGUGUGGGGGCUGGCGUGCCUCCCCCCAGCCUCCGCUGGUGGAAGGACGGGGUGGCCCUGGCUACCUCGGGGGGCCACCUCCAGAUCGAGAAAGCAGACCUGAGGGACGAAGGCAUCUACACCUGUGCUGCGUCCAGCCUGGCGGGGGAGAGCAAGAUGGAUGUGGCACUGAAGGUCCUGGUGCCCCCCAACAUUGAGCCAGGGCCCAUCAACAAGGCCGUGCUGGAGAAUACCUCGGUUACCUUGGAGUGUCUGGCUUCAGGUGUACCCCCUCCUGAUGUCUCAUGGUUCAAAGGCCGCCAGCCUGCUGCCGCCCGGGCUGGGCUGGCGGUGUCAGCCGAUGGUAGAACGCUGCACAUUGAGCGUGCCCAGCUCGCAGACGCCGGCAGCUACCGCUGUGUGGCAGCCAACGUGGCGGGCAGCACCGAGCUGCAAUACGGCCUGCGGGUCAAUGUGCCCCCCCGAAUCACGCGGCCUCCCAGCCUGCCAGGCCCCGUCCGGCUUGGUGCCCCCGUCCGGCUGACCUGUAACGCCACCGGUGCCCCCAGCCCCACGCUGGUGUGGCUGAAGGAUGGAAAGCCUGUGUCUGCCACGGGGACCCCUGGGCUCCAGGUCUUCCCUGGGGGCCGGGUCCUCGCAUUGGCCAGUGCUCAGGCGUCCGACUCUGGCAGCUACUCCUGUGUGGCUGUGAGCGCCGUGGGCGAGGACCGUAGGGACGUCGUCCUGCUGGUGCACAUGCCCCCCAGCAUCCUCGGAGAAGAGGUGAACAUGUCUGUCGUGGUCAACCAGUCGGUGGCCCUGGAGUGCCAGAGCCACGCCGAGCCCCCUCCCGAGCUGAGCUGGCGGAAGGACGGGAGGCCCCUGGAGCCUCGGCCCGGCCUCCGGCUGUCCGAGGACAAGACCCUGCUGGAGGUGGGCAGGGCGGAGCCCGGGGACGCCGGCCUGUACACCUGCGAGGCCCUGAACCAGGCCGGCCACUCCGAGAAACACUUCCACCUCAACGUCUGGGCACCCCCAGUGUUCCCGGAGCGGGAGACACGCACCCUGACUGUGAGCGAGGGCCACCCCGCCAGGCUGACCUGUGACUGCCAGGGGGUCCCCUUCCCCAAGAUCUCCUGGAGGAAGGACGGUCAGCUCCUGCCCGGGGAGGGGCCCGGCCUGGAGUCCGUGCUGGCCGUGGGGCGGAUGCUGUACCUGGACCUGGCGCGGCCAGCCCACGAGGGGACGUACACCUGCGAAUGCAGGAACGCGGCGGGGACCGGAAGGGAGGACCAGAAGCUGGAGGUGCACGUCCCUCCCCAGAUCGCUGACACCGAGGAGCCCUAUACGCAGGUCUCUGUGGCCCGAGACAAGGAAGCCAUCCUGGAAUGCAAUGCCACAGGAAGGCCCCUGCCCACAGUGGCAUGGGAGAAGGAUGGCCACCCUAUAAAGGCCAAACCUGGCCUGUGGCUGCGGAACCAGGGCCAGAGCCUGCAUGUAGAACAUGCACAAGAGGCGCACGCUGGGCACUACCUUUGUGUGACCGAGAAUGUGGCUGGCAGGGCUGAGAGGAGGUUCAAGCUCUCUGUGCUAGUUCCCCCAGAGCUCACUGGAGACUCCGACCCGCUGGCCAAUGUCACUGCCGCCUUACACAGCCCCCUGACUCUGCUCUGUGAAGCCACAGGGAUCCCGCCCCCCGAGGUCCGCUGGUUCCGAGACGGGGUGCCCAUCAGCCCGGGGGAGGGCACCUAUCUCCUGGCAGGUGGCUGGAUGCUGCGUCUGGCAGAGGUGCAGGAGGCGGACGGAGGCCUCUACUCCUGCCUGGCCCGCAGUGACGCCGGGGAAGCGCGGAGGAACUUCAGCGUGGAGGUCCUAGUGCCUCCCAGUCUCGAGGAGGAGGACGUGCAGGCGGAGGUGACGGUGAUGGAGGGACGGACGGCUCAGCUCACGUGCACCGCCACAGGCCGCCCACUGCCCAAGAUCACGUGGUUCAAAGAUGGCCGUCCCCUGGCUGGUGGAGAUGCCCAUCUCUUCUCCCCAGACGGAGCCCUCCUAGAGGUCCUCCAGGCCAACCUGUCCAGUGCUGGCCACUACUCCUGCAUCGCUGCCAACGCCGUGGGGGAGAAGACCAGGCAUGUCCAGCUCCGUGUCCUAGUGGCCCCCAGCAUCCGGGGAGUGACUGAGGACAGUCCCGAGGAAGAGGUGACAGUCACCGUCAACAGCCCCCUCUCCCUGAUCUGCGAGGCGCUGGCCUUCCCCUCCCCCAGCAUCACCUGGAUGAAGGACGGGGCCCCUUUUGAGGCCUCGAGCAACAUCCACCUGCUGCCAGGCACCCACGGGCUGCAAAUCCUGAACGUCCAGAAGGAGGACGCCGGCCAGUACACCUGUGUGGUCACUAACGAGCUCGGAGAGGCCGUGAAGAAUUACCACGUGGAAGUCCUCAUUCCGCCCUCCAUCUCCAAAGACGACCCCUUGGGGCAGGCGGGCGUGAAGGAGGUGAAGACCAAGGUGAACAGCAGCCUGGCGCUGGAGUGCGAGUGCGCGGGCGUGCCCCUGCCCGCCGUCAGCUGGUACAAGGACGGCCGGCCCGUGACCCCCGACCAGCGGCUCCAGGUCCUGGGGGAGGGGCGGCUGCUCCAGAUCCAGCCCACACGUGUCUCGGACUCAGGACGCUACCUGUGCGUGGCCACCAACGUGGCUGGCGAGGAUGACCAGGACUUCAGCGUGCUCAUCCAGGUGCCCCCCAUGUUCCAGAAGGUGAGCGAGGCCGGUGCAGACCUUGAGGCCCUGUCCCAGGAGGAAGAGGAGGCCCGGGGCGAGGUGACGGAAUUCCGGGAGGUCAUUGAGAACCACCCGGCCUAUCUGUACUGCGACACCAAUGCGGUCCCGCCACCCCAGCUCACCUGGCACCGGGAGGGACGGCCUCUCGCGGCCGCUGACGGCGUCUCUGUGCUGCAAGGAGGCCGGGUCCUGCAGAUACCCCUGGCGCGGGCGGAGGAUGCCGGGAGGUACUCGUGCAAGGCCUCCAACGAGGUGGGCGAGGACUGGAUGCACUUCGAGCUGCUGGUGCUGACGCCGCCCGUCAUCCUGGGUGACACGGAGGAGCUGGUGGAGGAGGUGACCGUCAAUGCCAGCAGCACCGUCCGUCUGCAGUGCCCGGCCCUGGGCAACCCGGCUCCCACCAUCUCCUGGCUCCAGAACGGGCUGCCUGUCUCCCCGAGCCCGCAGCUCCAGGUCCUGGAGGAAGGGCGGGUCUUACAGGUCUCCACGGCAGACGUGGCGGACGCCGGCGGCUACAUGUGCGUGGCCGAGAACCAGGCCGGCUCCGCAGAGAAGCUCUUCACCCUUCGCGUCCAAGUGCCACCGCGGAUCACCGGCCAGAACCCGGAGCAGGUCAGCGCCCUGGUCAACAGCAGCGUCUCCCUGGCGUGCCAGGUCCACGCCCACCCUGCCCCCGAGGUCACCUGGUACAGGGACGGCCAGGCCGUCCCCCUGGGUGAAGAGGUUUUCCUCCUGCCUGGCACACACACGCUGCGGAUGGCGCGGGUGCAGCGGGCGGACGCCGGCCGGUACCUGUGUGAUGCCCUCAAUGCCGCAGGCCGGGACCAGAAAGUGGUGCAGCUCAGCGUGCUGGCGCCACCCAGCUUCGCACGGGCUCCCGGCAGCACCCCCGCGGCUGUGCUGGUGCGGGCGGGGGACGAGGCCACCCUGAGCUGUGCCACUGACGCCCACCCGGAGCCCACGGUGACCUGGUACAAGGCCCAGGGGCCCCUGGCCCCCACGCCGCGGCUGCAGACUGUGCAGCGCGGGCAGACGCUGCAGAUCCUGGCGGCCCAGGUAUCGGAUAAAGGCGUGUACAGUUGUAAAGUGAGCAACGCCGCGGGGGAGGCCACGCGGACCUUCGUCCUCACCGUGGAGGUGCCCCCCACGUUUGAGAACCCCAAGACAGAGAUGGUGAGCCAGGUGGCGGGGAACCCCCUGGUCCUGACCUGUGAUGUGUCCGGGGUCCCACCGCCCGCGGUCACUUGGCUGAAGGACCGAACGCCGGUGGAGAGCAGCGUGGAGCAUGGUGUGGUCUCCAGGGCGGGUCGCCUCCAGCUGAGCCGCCUGCGGCCAGCCCAGGCCGGCACCUACACGUGCGUCGCCCAGAACGCCCAGGCUGAGGCCCGCAAGGACUUCGUGGUGGCCGUGCUGGUGGCCCCCCGGAUCCGGAGCUCAGACACGGCACGGGAACGCACGGUGCUGGAAGAGCAGGAGGUGCGGCUGGACUGUGAGGCCGAUGGGCAGCCGCCGCCCCACGUGACCUGGCUGAAGGAUGGCGGCCCGCUGAGCCAGGGGACCGGGCCUCACCUCCGGUUCUACCUGGAUGGCAGUUCCCUGGUGCUGAAGGGCCUGAGGGCGGCGGACUCGGGCGCCUACACCUGCGUGGCCCGCAACGCAGCCGGAGAGGACUCCAGGCUGCACACAGUUAAUGUUCUAGUUCCCCCCACCAUCGAGCAGGGAGCUGGGGAUGCGGGGCCGCUGCUGAGCAGGGCCGGGGAGCCGGUGACCAUGGCGUGCCCCACGCGCGGCUCGGGGCCCAUCCACGUGAGCUGGCUGAAGGACGGUCUGCCGCUGCCCCUCUCAGAGCACACGAGUGUCCACGGGGCGGUGCCUCCUGUCCUGGAGCCGGUGGAGUUCCGGGAGGAUGUGGUGGUGGCCCGUGGCUCCUCGGUGACCCUCCCGUGCGAGGCCUGGGGGAGCCCCCUGCCCCUCGUGUCCUGGAUGAAGGAUGGGGAGCCCUUGCUGACCCAGAGCCUGGAGCAGGGCCCCGGCUUGCAGCUGGACACGGUGGGCGCCGGCGACGCGGGGAGCUACCUGUGUGUGGCCGCGAGCCAGGCCGGGGAGGCGCGGAGGCGAUUCCAGCUGGCCGUGAUGGGUGGCAACGAGGUGGGCGAGGCCCGCAAGGUCUACCAGGUGACCGUCCACGCACCUCCCACCAUUGCCGACGACCAGACUGAGUUCACGGUGACCAGGAUGGCCCCCGUGGUGCUCACAUGCCACAGCACAGGCGUGCCCUCCCCGGCUGUGUCCUGGAGCAAGGCCGGCACCCCGCUGGGGGCCAGGGGCGGCGGCUACCGUGUCCUACCCUCGGGAGCGCUGCAGAUCGAGCAUGCCCUCCCCAUCCACACUGGCCGCUACACCUGCACCGCACACAACUCUGCCGGCGUGGCACGCAAACACGUGGCCCUCAUCGUGCAAGCCUCUCCCGUGGUGAAGCCGCUGCCCAGCGUGGUGGAGGUGUUGGAGGCGCAGGGGGCGCUGCUGCCCUGCGAGGCCGUGGGGGCGCCCCUGCCCACCAUCUCCUGGCAGAAAGAGGGGCUGAACAUCCAGGCAGGCGCGGGCACCCAGGUCCUGCCCAGCGGACACCUGCGGAUCGCCCACGCCAGCCCGGAAGAUGCUGGGAACUACUUAUGCGUCGCCCAGAACAGCGUGGGCAGCGCAGUGGGGAAGACGCGGCUGCGGGUGCUAGUCCCCCCCGUGAUCGACAGCGGCCUCCCGGACCUGUCCACCACCGAGGGCUCCCACGCGCUCCUGCCCUGCACGGCCAGGGGCAACCCCGAUCCCGACAUCACCUGGGAGAAAGAUGGCCAGCCCGUGGCGGGCGCUGAGGGCAGGUUCUCCAUCCAGCCCUCCGGGGAGCUGCUGGUGAAGAACUCGGAGGGCCAGGACGCAGGCACCUACACCUGCACGGCCGAGAACGCCGUGGGCCGCGCCCGCCGCCGCGUGCACCUCACCAUCCUGGCGCUGCCUGUCUUCACCACGCUGCCCGGAGACCGCAGCCUGCGCCUUGGGGACCAGCUGUGGCUUCGUUGUGCGGCUCGGGGCAGCCCAACGCCCCGCAUCGGCUGGACCCACAACGACCGGCCGGUCACAGAGGGCGUGUCUGAGCAGGACGGGGGCAGCACCCUGAAGCGGGCGGCCAUCAGCAGGGAGGACAGCGGGGCCUACACGUGCUGGGCUGAGAACAGAGUGGGCCGUGUGCAGACAGUCAGCUUCGUCCACGUGAAAGAAGCUCCUGUCCUGCAAGGCGAGGCCUUCUCCUACCUGGUGGAGCCUGUAGGGGGCAGCAUCCGGCUGGACUGCGAGGUCCGAGGAGACCCGGCACCCGACAUCCAGUGGACCAAAGAUGGCCUUCCGCUGCCCAGCAGCCGGCUCCGUUUCGGGCUCCAGAACGGCUCACUGACCAUCCGCAGAGCAGAGCUGGAGGACGCGGGACAGUACCAGUGCCUGGCCGAGAACGAGGUGGGCAGUGUGAAGAAGGUGCUGACCCUUGUGCUCCAGAGCACAUACGAGUGUGUUGCUCACAACCUCCCAGGCUCUGCCACAGCCCUGGCGUUCCUGGUCGUGAGAGGGGCGCCCCAGGGGAGCCGGGGCAGCAUGACUGGGGUGAUCAACGGUCAGGAAUUUGGCGUGGCCACUCUCAACACCAGCGUCCAACAGGAGGGGAGCUCUGGAGCCACCACCAUCCACAGCAGCGUCAGCCACCUCCCAGCAAACGUGGGACCUCUGCUGCGGACUCUGGUGGUCGCCAUCUCCCCCGUCUACUGGGCGCUGGCUGGCGAGAGAGGAGCGGCCCUCAAUGGCCACUCCCUGACAGGUGGCCACUUCCAGCAGGAUUCCCAUGUGGAGUUUGCUACAGGGGAGCAGGUGGUGCUGACCCAGGCGGCUCAGGGCCUGGAUCCCCAGGGGUUCCUGCUUCUGGAUGUGGCAGUCCAGGGCGCUGUUCCCGAGAGCCUGGCCGAGGCGGAGCUUGUCCUGCAGGACUUUGAGGAGCGCUACGUGCAGACGGGCCCUGGCCAGCUGUUUGUGGGCGCCACGCAGCGCUUCCUCCACGACGGCCAGCGCGCGGCCCUGCGCUGCAACCACAGCAUCCGCUACGCCAAGGCCCGCGGGCCCCAGCCGCGGCUGGUGCAGCACCUGUGGGCCUCCCGCCUCAGCUCGGCCUUCGACCCCGAGGCCCAGGCCCUGCGCUUCCAGCUAACCGCAGCCCUGCAAGCCGAGGAGAAUGAUGCUGGCUGCCCAGAGGGCUUCGAGCUGGACCCCCGGGGCGCGUUUUGUGCGGACACGGACGAGUGUUCGGGGGUCCCCAGCCCCUGCUCCCACAGCUGCCACAAUGCACCUGGCCGCUUCUCCUGCUCCUGCCCGGAAGGCUUCGCCCUGGCCUGGGAUGGCAGGAGCUGCAGGGAUGUGGACGAGUGUGCGUGGGAGGCCCACCUCUGCCUGGAGGACCAGCGCUGCGUGAACCUGCUCGGCUCCUACCACUGCCUCCCCGACUGUGGGGCUGGCUUCCGGGUGGCGGCUGACGGGGCCAGCUGUGAAGAUGUGGAUGAAUGCUUGGAACAGUUGGACGAGUGUCACUCCAGCCAGCUCUGUGAGAACACUGCAGGCAGCCACCAUUGCAGCUGCCCCCGGGGGUACCGUCUCCAGGGCCCAGGCCUGCCCUGCCUAGAUAUCAACGAGUGUUUGCAGCUGCCCAGGCCCUGUGCCCACCAGUGCUACAACCUCCAGGGCGGGUACCGCUGUCUGUGCCCGCCGGGCCAGGCUCUGCUGUGGAACGGCAAGGCCUGCGUCCCGCUGGAGCAGAGCGAGCAGAACGUGACCACCGUCAGCCAUCGGGGGCCCUUGGUGCCCUGGCUGCGGCCUCGAGCCCCAGCCCCAGGCGGCGCCUACCAUGCCUGGCUCUCCCUCCGGCCAGGUGAGGGAGCCCUGAGCAGCCCAGGCCGGGCCUGGUGUCCCCCUGGCUUCAUCAGGCAGAACGGCGUCUGCACAGACCUCGAUGAGUGCCGAGUGCGGAGCCUGUGCCAGCACGCCUGCCGCAACACCGAGGGCAGCUACCGGUGCCUCUGUCCCUCCGGCUACCGCCUCCUCCCCAGCGGGAAGACCUGCCAGGACAUCAACGAGUGCGAGGAGGAGCGUGUGGAGUGCGGGCCCGGCCAGAUGUGCUUCAACACCCGGGGCAGCUUCCAGUGUGUGGACACGCCGUGCCCCGCCACCUACCGGCAGGGCCCCAGCCCCGGGACCUGCUUCCGCCGCUGCUCGCAGGACUGCAGCGCCCAGGGCGCGUCCACGCUGCAGUACCGGCUGCUGCCGCUGCCGCUGGGCGUGCGCGCGCGGCACGACGUGGCCCGCCUGGCCGCCUUCUCCGAGCUGCCGCCCAGAGCCUGCCUCUGCACACGGUUCCCUGGUCCUGGGGUGCAGUGGGACACAGGCACCGCCCUCUGA
Molecule: messenger RNA, 12516 nt
Organism: Dipodomys ordii (Ord's kangaroo rat)
Lineage: Eukaryota; Metazoa; Chordata; Mammalia; Rodentia; Heteromyidae
Gene: Hmcn2
Product: hemicentin 2
Exons: 85
Coding region: 1-12516 (4171 amino acids)
Biological process (GO): homophilic cell-cell adhesion
Cellular component (GO): plasma membrane
Molecular function (GO): calcium ion binding
Source: RefSeq, a predicted model, not a curated record